Molecule: messenger RNA, 2068 nt
Organism: Gymnodraco acuticeps
Lineage: Eukaryota; Metazoa; Chordata; Actinopteri; Perciformes; Bathydraconidae
Gene: parp6b
Product: poly (ADP-ribose) polymerase family, member 6b
Exons: 22
Coding region: 1-1899 (632 amino acids)
Biological process (GO): endoplasmic reticulum unfolded protein response
Cellular component (GO): intracellular anatomical structure; nuclear envelope; membrane
Molecular function (GO): protein serine/threonine kinase activator activity; NAD+ poly-ADP-ribosyltransferase activity; kinase binding
Source: RefSeq, a predicted model, not a curated record
AUGCUGGAGAAGUGCCAAAGAGCUGAACACAUGGAGACCGAGAGCCAGACUGAUGAGGACAGUGACUCGGAGGAAAUCCUGUGUGGAGUCCAUGAGAGCUGUGCCACCGACCUGACUCACCACCCUCAGCUGGAUACUGACAUAGAGGCAGUCAUGACUUUGUAUUCAGACUCUGCAGUCUCCAUCAGGGAUUAUGUGUCAAUUGAAGAAGUGGAUGUUGACUUAAAGAUAAAUACCAACGUUUUGGAUGAGGAAGUAGCCGAGGCCUGGAGGAUUAACCUCUCGGAUCCCAUUGUUAUCCGUCUGCACUUCUCUUCGUCUCAGUAUCUCGACGGACCUGCUCCUUCAGUUGAAGUCUUUCAACCGUCCAACAGAGAUCAUUUCAGCCUGAGGAAGCAACUACAGAAUAUUCUCACAGUCUUCUUAUCUCAGGAGUGGAAACAUCUGACAUGUGAGAGCGUUGUAUUCCGACAGAAGAGAGGACACAGCUGGUUCAGGUCAAGUGGAACUAUCAAGAAAUUCCGUGCAAGACUCCGCAUCUGGCUCACAAAAGCAAAGUCCGGUGAGCUCCAGGAACGUCCUGCGAGAGGGAGGAUCAUUUCACCAGCGAUGAAAAUAAAUCGUGCACAUUCUUACACCAUCAAUAACCUCCCAGGGGACCUCUUCACCUACACACCCAGUGGAAAGAGGGUGGUGGUGUCUGCGGUAAAGUCGUCAGCACAGCUCAGCACCAAACAGCUGAUAGAGCUGCUUUUCUCCACCCAGGCCAUCAAGCACUGUAAGACCACCCCAACUCUGCAGCAUGGCUUCUUGGUGCAGGUAAUGAGGUAUGUGGAGCAGAGACUCCCGACGCUGAAUGAAUACUGUGUUGUCUGUGAUGAGCGACAUGUGCUACAGAACGGCCCUUUGUUACAGCCAGCCGUUUGCACCAGAGAGCUCUGUGUUUUUUCCUUUUAUACAUUUGGGGUUAUGUCUGGAGCUACAGAGGAGGUUGCCACUGGUGCAGAGGUGGCUGACCUGCUGGUGGCCAUGUGCAGUGCCGCCCUUCAGUCUUCACGCAAGACCAUCGUAUUUGAACCAUACCCUUCUGUGGUUGAUCCCUGCAACCCACAAACCCUGGCCUUUAAUCCUAAGAGAAAGAGCUACGACAGGCUGCAAAAAGCGUUGGAUAAUGUCUUGUUAAUCAGGAGGAUGUCACAGGGUCCAUAUUCUGAAAUAAAGAAGCAGAUGGACAUGAUAGACCCUCUCGCUCAUCCCUUACUACAAUGGAUUUUAGCAAGCAACACAUCACACAUUGUCAAGCUCCCGCUGGACAGGCAACUUAAGUUCAUGCACACGCCCCAUCAGUUCCUGUUGAUCAGCAGCCCUCCGUCUAGAGAGGCUCGCUUUCAAACAGCCAGGGAACUUUAUGGAAGCACCUUUGCUUUUCAUGGUUCCCACAUUGAAAACUGGCACUCUAUUUUGAGAAAGGGGCUGAUUAAUGCCUCUUAUACAAAAUUACAGCUUCAUGGAGCUGCAUAUGGGAAAGGCAUCUAUCUGAGUCCUAUCUCGAGCAUAUCAUUUGGGUAUUCUGAGAUGGGUAAAGGGCGACACCAAAUGGACACCAAAGAAGAACUCAUAAAGAAAUACAACCAAAUAAACAGAAUCAAUCAGGAACCACUGGGUCAAGCCAGGUUUCUGCAAAACAGGAAUCUAAACUGCAUUGCUCUCUGUGAAGUCAUAACUUCCAAGGACCUUCAAAAACAUGGGAACAUUUGGGUUUGUCCGAUCCCCGACCAUGUGUGCACACGCUUCCUCUUUGUAUAUGAGAACGGUCAGGUGGGAGAUGUUCACAUCGACACCGAGGAGGACAAGAUCCACAGGGACAUUUUACAAGUAAUUGCUUCAAAGCCGUGCUGAGAAAACAAAUGCUUUAUCAUAAGAGUGUAGACUUCAUAUUUAUUUAUUUUUCACACUGACUGAAAUAGGUUUUGCUUUCUUUGAUUGUCAGCUUUUAUUUAAAUGAAAAACGCUAACUCAAAGUAAAGAAAAAAACACCACAAAGGUGAAGAGCUCUCUUUCUUUUAUC